AUGAAUAAUUAUCCAAUUAUUACUAAUACAAUUCUCAAUUUGAGAAAUUUGGGAUUUGUUGAUAAUAAUUUUAAAUUUGAUGUAUUAUCACUUGAAGAUCGUUAUAUAAGUAUAAAAGAACAAGAUGGUGAUAAUUUGACAGUUGCAAUUAUUGAUUUGUAUAAUAAUAAUUCCAUUAUUAGAAAACCAAUGAAAGCUGAAGCUGCUAUUAUGAAUCCUAAUAAACCAAUUAUUGCUCUAAGAGCUAAACUUGAUAAUAAUUAUUCUAUUCAAGUAUAUUUAAUCUAUACAAAUUUUAGUUAUUAUCAAUUUGAUCAACGUAUAAUAUAUUGGAAAUGGUUGAAUAAUAUGGAAUUAGUAAUAAUAACAGAAACAUUAGUAUAUCAUUGGAUGAUAGGUUCAAAUCCAAAAUAUAUGUUUGAAUUAACAGGGAAAUUAUUAGAUUCUAAUACGAAAAUUGUUGGUUACUCGAGUGAUAUUACAAAUAAAUGGUGUCUAGUGUUUGGUAUAUAUUCUAAUGAUCAAGGUGUCAGUAUUGAUGGUGUAAUACAAUUAUAUUCUGUAGAUAAACGUCAACAACAAUUAUUUGAAGGUUAUGCUGGUACUUUUACACAAUUACGUACGAAUAAUCAGACACUUAAGAAAUCCAAUCUAUUAAUCUUUUGUGAACAUAAAAAAAAUACACAUAAUAUCAAAUUACAUCUUAUGGAUAUUGGUUCCCUAGGACAAUCUAAUACUAGUAACGGAGUUAGUAGUGGUGUAGGUACCAGUGUAGGUACUACUGGUACUACUACUGGUGGUACGGAUAUAUUGAAAAUAAAUUGUAUAAUGGAAAGAAAUGAAGAAUUUCCUAAUGAUUUUCCAAUAUCAAUACAUGUUUUUGAUUCAAAUGGAAUUAUAUUAAUUCUAACAAAAAAUGGUUUUGCACAUUUUUAUUUUUCUAAUACUCUAACACAUCUUUUCACAGUAAGAAUAAGUAUGUAUUCAUUAUUUGUAAGUUGUAAUAAGAAAGAAAAUAAUAAAAGUAUUGGUGCAUUAACAGUUAAUCGAAUUGGUGAAGUUAUUAAUAUUAUUAUCGAUGAAAAUAAUUUAUUAUCAUAUCUAACACAUUUAUCUACACAAUCAUUAGAAUUUUCAGUACUAUCAGGACAGUCUGGUCAGUCAGGACAGUCAGUUGGUACAAUGGAAAUGAGAUUUAAAGAAGUAUGUAAUGAUAUAGCAACAUGUUAUGGUAUAAAAGGAUCAGAUGAAAUAUUAAUUGAAUUAUUUGAGAAAUAUUUUAAUAAUGAACAAUAUAAACAAGCUGCACAAAUUGUUGCUACACUUAAAUCUAAUAAAUUAAGGACAUAUGAUAUUAUACAAAGAUUUAAAAAUAAAUCUACUGAAACAGGAAAUGCGUUAAGUUAUUAUUUUAGUAUAUUAUUAGAAGUGGAUAAAUUGAAUGAAAUAGAAAGUAUAGAAUUAAUAAAACCAGUAAUACUACAGAAUCGUAAAGAAUUAAUAAAAAAAUGGUUGGAAAAUAAUAAAUUAACUGAAUCAGAAACAUUAGGUGAUUUAAUAUAUGAAAUUGAUUAUACUAUAGCAUUUAAAAUUUAUAAUAAAUUACAUUUAUAUCAAAAAGCUAUUAAUUGUUUAUUAUAUCCAAUUACUUCCGUUACGGUGACUGGUACACCAAACAGUAUUACUACCACUGGUCCAACGUCCACCACCUCUACUACUACUACUCAUACUACUACUACUACUCAUACUACUACUACUACUCACACUACUACUACUAAUGAAAAACAAAUAGAUAUAAUAAUAAAUUAUAUAUAUAAAAUAAUUAAUAUGGUUGGUAUGGAUGGUAUAACAAUAUUUACAAAUGAAUUAAAUGAGAAAAUUAUUAUUAUUAAUCAAUUGAAAUUUGAUUUUAUUAUUAAUCAACUUGAUAAUAAUUUAUUAAUUAAAUUUAUUAAUAAUUUGUUAAUUCCAAUUAAUAUUUCACGUGACGGUGUCAGUAUCACGGCAAACAAUAGUACCAAGAGAAGUAGUACCACCGGCCCCGAAAGGGGCCACCUUAAUACUAACUCUACUACUACUGGUAAUACUACUAGUAAUAAUACUAUUAGUAGUAUUGAUGAUAUUAUAGAUACUAAUACUAAUGAUAAUAUUAAAGGAACCUCUUUUGGGGGUGUCGUUGGAGCAAGCACCGUAACGGGCACCGUAACGGUCGAAAAUGUUCUAUUAUGUAAUAUAAUAGAAAUAAUGGAAAAAUUAAUAGAAAUGAAAAAAUUAAAAGAAAUGAAUGAAAUAUUAUUGGAUUAUUUAAAAGAAGAUUUAGAAAUACAUGAGAAAUUACAAACAAGAUUAUUACAAGUAAAUAUAGAAAAUGAUAAAAGAAUUGGUGAAGAAAUAUUAAAAUUAGAUAUUUUAACAAAAUUUAAUAAAAAUUAUAUAGCAAAAUUAUGUGAAGAUAAUGAAUUAUAUGAAUAUUCUUUAAAAUAUUAUAAUGAUAUUACUAAUAUUAAACGUAUAUUAAUUAAAGGUAUUUAUUUCUUAUCACAAAAUAUUAUUAAUCAAACUUUAUUAACAUUUAAUAUACAAGAUUCUUUAUAUUUUUUACAACAAUUACAUAAUGAAUACAUUGGUAUAAGUGGAGGAGUUGGGGAUGUAAGUAGAGAAUUUGAGGGAGAAUUUGGAGGAGAAUUUGAAGAGAAAUUUGAUGAGAAAAAUAGAAAAGUUGAAGAAAAAGUUGAUAGAUUAGAGAAUAUAAUAAUAAAUAUUUGUUUAAUAUUAUAUAAUAAAAUAAAUUUAAAAGAAUUAACAAAUAUAUUAACUAAUAAAUUAUUUUAUAAAUUUUUUAAAAAAUUAUCUAAACAAGAAUUGGAUGAAGAUAUAAAUGAGAUAAUAAUACGUUAUAUGAAAUUAUGUAUAGAAUAUAAUGAUAUAAUAGAAUUAGAAAAUAUAUUAUUAUAUAAUAAUAAUUUUAAUUUAUUUGAUGCUAAAGAAUUAAUUAAAAAUUCACAACUUUCUACUACUAAACCUUUUAUUAUUAUUUGUUAUCGUUUAAAUAAUAUACAAGAAUUAUUAUUAUUUUUAUUUAAUUAUUAUGAUACGGUGCUUGCUCAACCAGAUACUAAUAGUACUAAUAACCUAACUACUAGUACUAUAGGUACAGUUGUACCUGGUAUUAAGGAUACUACUACAGUUGGAGCAAGCACCGUAACGGGCACCGUAAAGGAAGAAUUAAUAUUAAAAGAUAUAAAAAUAUUAUUAGAAAUGAAUCCAAAAUUAUUAACUGAAGUAAUAAUAAUAUUAUUAGAAUUAUCAGAAGAAUUAAUAAAUAAAAUUUUAAUCAAUAUAACCAAUAUAACAUUAUUAAAAGAGAUAAUAAAAUUAAUAGAAGAACGACAUCAAUUGAUAAUAUUGAAACCAUUUUUAGAAAUGAAAUGUAAAGAAAUAAAUGAACCAAUAUUACAUACAGCAUUGAUGAAAAUAUAUAUAACACUUGGUGAAAAUCCAGAAGAUUAUUUAAUUAAUAAUAAAUAUUAUUUAAAAGAAGAAAUUGCUAAUUAUUGUCAAGACAUUGAUUUACAAUUAUCAUUACUCAUUUAUAAACAUAAUUCUAUGUAUGAACAUUUUAUUAAAUUCUCUUUAAAACAUCAACUUUAUAAAUCUUUAUAUCAAUUUCUAUUAAAAGAAUCUAAUAUUAAAUUUUAUCAAUAUUAUUAUUCUAACUGUAAUGAUAUGAAAGAAAUAAUAAAAUUAUGUAUUGAGAAUUGUAAUAGUAUUGAAAUAAGUGUAUUAAUAAAGUUUUUAUUAUCGGAAAAUUUAAAUGAAGAUUUAAUCAUAUUAUUAGAAGGUUUAUUAUUAAAUCAAACUGAAUUCACUAAUAAUAGUAAUUUACAAAAUCUUUUAUUAGCUACUACUAUUAAAACUUAUUCUAACCAACUAGACGAUCUUAAUCAACUAGAUUAUUACAGUAGAUCGGAUUCUAAUAAACUGGAUUCUAAUAAACUUGAUGAUUCCAUUAGACUAGAUUCCACUAAACUGGAUGAUUCUACUAAAUUCAGUGACUCCACAAAACUCAAUGAUCCUAACCAAUUGGAUGGUCCUGGUAAAUUGGAAUAUUAUUUGAAUAAACUUAAUAAUUAUGAUGUAAAUUCAUUAGCUAAACUUGCUAAUGAUUUAAAAUUACAUUAUUCAGCAUUUCUUAUUUAUAAUAAAUCUAAUAAAUAUAAUGAAGCUUUUAAUCAAUUAAUAUUAUUACAUUCUAAAAGUACAGAGGGGACUAAGGUUGAGGUUAAGGGAGCUAGGAGUGAGGAGGUUAAGGAAGUUACUAAGAGUGAAAGUACUAAGGAUAGUGAAGAUACAGUAGGACCAAGCACCGUAACGGAAAAAAUAUUAAAAUUAAUGUAUAAAUAUAGUGAAGAAAUAAAUAAUGAAAUGAUCUGGUUCAAAUUAGGUAAAAUAUAUUUAGAAAAUAAUAAAUUAAAAGAAAGUAUCAAUUGUUAUUUAAAAAGUAAAAAUUUUACACAUCAUCAUGAAAUUAAACUCAAACUAAUGAAUAACCAAAUGAAUAACCAAAUUAAUAACCAAAAUAAUAAUGAGAAUGAUGAAUUAUUAUUAUUUUGGUUAUUGGAGACGAAUAAAAUUAAACCAACAUCUGAACUUAUUAUUGAUCUUUUAAUCCAUUUAGCUAAAUUACGUUUUUUACAACAUUUCAAUUUUUUAAUUAAUUCCUCCGUUACGGUGACUGGUACCACGGGUACAGGUACAGAGGUUACUGGUACAGUUGUACCUGGUUCCAGUACUACCAUUGGAGCAAGCACCGUUACUGAGGGAAAGGGAGCUAAUUCUACAGCUAUGGAGUGUCCUACUCCCACUCCCACUACUAAGAAUACUAUUGGUAUAAUUGGAACUGAUCCUGUAACGGAUUUAAGUAAUAUUUCAAUUGAUAAUAUGAAAAUAGAUUUAAAUAUUGUAGGAAAUGAAUUAAUAAAAUUGGGAUUAUAUAUGGAAGCAAUACAAGUAUUUAUAAAGAUGAAUAAUUAUAAUAAAUUAGCAAUUUGUUAUAUAGAAAUUAAUAAAUAUAAUGAAGCAUGUGAAGCUGCACUCAUGUCCAAAAAUCCUAAAAUACUCAAACAAACAUUUGAUUAUUUAAUUCAACAUUUUGGAAAUGUGGAUAAUAAAUUAUUGAAUAGAGUUGGUAUAGAAUUAUUGAAUUAUCCAGAGUUUCUAGUGAGUGUAGUAGCAAGUUAUGAGAGUAUGGGACUAUUUGAUGAUUUGAUCGAGUUGUUAAGAAAUACGACAAAAACAGUAGCGACAUCAACUGAGUUGGCGAUUUGUAUAGCCAAAUAUCAUCCAGAAGAGUUAAUGGAGCAUCUAAGGAACGUUGCAUUUGAGUCAAAUUCAUUGAAUAUAUCCAAGACGGCAAGAGAAUGUAGUAAUUUAUGGCUAUGGCGAGAGGCGGUGUUUCUAUACACCAUCGACGACUCAGAUAAGGCGAUUUUGUCCAUGAUACUACAUCCAGAAUGUUUUGAAGAGCAACUGUUCUUCCGUACACUAGCCAACGUAAGUAAUACUGAAGUGAUUUACAAGGCAUUAUAUUUCUAUAUCCAGCAGUAUCCAACAGCUGUUAACAAGUUAUUAUCAUGUGUCAAGUUUAAACUUGAUACAGGACGUGUGAUUAAGAUUCUAAGGAAUAAUAAUUGUCUACAAUUGGCCAAGGAAUAUUUCCAACAGUCUGACCGUAACUCACAACAAAUCAAUGAUACAUUAUAUGAAAUAUACGUUGAAGAACAUGACUUUGAAUCAUUAGAACAAGAUGUGAGCAAGUAUAUAAACUAUGAUUAUAUGAAAUUGUGUACAUUAUUGGAAGAACAUCCACUAGCAAGAAUGCGUGAAAUUGGAGCUAAAAUAUUAUCUAGACAUAAUCAUUAUUCAAGAGCAUCAAUAAUAUAUAUGAAGAAUAAUAAUUAUAUCAAGGCUAUAGAUUGUGCAAGAUUAUCUAAAUCUACACAACUAGUCCAUGAAACUAUAAAUAAUUUAAUAUUAAAGGAGGAAUUAAAUUAUUUAUUAGUAGCAUUGGUUAUUAAUUUUCAUUUAUUAGACUUGCCAAUGGUAUUAGAAUCUGUUUGGUUAAAUAAUGUUAAUUUAGAUGUCAUUAUGCCAUUAAUAAUACAUUUACAACGAUUUAUUAAUUAUAAAAAACCAAAUUCACAUUAA
Molecule: messenger RNA, 6207 nt
Organism: Theileria annulata
Lineage: Eukaryota; Apicomplexa; Aconoidasida; Piroplasmida; Theileriidae
Product: clathrin heavy chain, putative
Exons: 8
Coding region: 1-6207 (2068 amino acids)
Biological process (GO): receptor-mediated endocytosis; intracellular protein transport
Cellular component (GO): clathrin coat of coated pit; clathrin coat of trans-Golgi network vesicle; clathrin complex
Molecular function (GO): structural molecule activity; clathrin light chain binding
Source: RefSeq, a predicted model, not a curated record